Tetrahymena thermophila SB210 is the source of this 2367-nucleotide messenger RNA. Its product is annotated as ubiquitin interaction motif protein. Gene Ontology annotation, cellular component: ciliary base; axoneme. The record is from RefSeq and is a predicted model, not a curated record. Lineage: Eukaryota; Ciliophora; Oligohymenophorea; Hymenostomatida; Tetrahymenidae. The transcript is spliced from 6 exons.
AUGGGUUGGUUUAGUAAAAAAAAGGAUCCUCCUAAAGAAGAAAAAAAAGAGGAUGAAAAAUAAAAAAGAUAAAGUAUCUCUUAGUAAUCUUAGUAAGAUCUAGCUAAGUAAUAUGAAUCAAACUAAGAUUAAUUUAUACUAGAUUCUAUUAUACAAUUUUUCAAUAGUCCUGUAUUUACAUCACCUGUCUUAGAUUUUUUAGAUGAAAACUGCAUUAUUUUCUAAGAUUUAUCUAAAGAAAAUAUGAAAGUCUAUUAAGAUAUUCAUCUGAAUUUCAAAAAGUACAUUGAGCAGUAACUAAUUAGCUUAUUGGAAACUAUUGGCUGUGAUUUAAAAACUAUACUUGAUCAUACCUAAACUAUGCUUUCCUAGAAGGAUUAUCAAAAGUAUUUAAAGAUUAUGAUAAUUUACUUCCACUUCAAUGAGUUUUGCAAGAUUAUGGUAUCAAGAAAUAAAAAACUUGAGGAGUUGGCAAGAUAAGGGAUAACUCCUUAGUAAAAAAACCAUAAUUAAUCUUAAUUAUAGUAGUAUGAAUCUGUUAGCAAAGAAGACAUUAGCUUUGCAAAAAAACAAUCACUUCUUGAUGAACAAAAUUUAAAAGAGAGAUAAAGAAUGAUAAAGUAGCGAGAAGAUGAAGAGUAUGAAAGAGCUAUCUUAGAAAGUAAAAAAUGGUAUGAGGAUUAUUUAAGAAGAUUAGAGCAAGAAGAAGAAGAUUUAAGAAGAGCUUUACUAUUAUCUCUUGAAUACAUGAAAUAGUAAGGUAUAAAAGAAGAUGAAUAAGAUAAAAAAGAAAGGCUAGAAUAGGAAAGAAAACUGCAAUAAGAGAAAGAAAGGGCUAGAUAAGAAAUUUAAAGAUUAGAAUUAGAGAACUAAAGACUGUAAUAAGAAAAGCUUAAAAAAUUGUAAGAAUUAGAUUAAGAGAAUAAAUUAUCCGAAAUGCAAUAAAGUUAACUUGUCUAAAAGAAUCAAGAAAAAUAAAGAGCUAUUGAAUUGGAAAAACUAAGAUAAAAAUAGUUAGAAGAAGAAGAAAGAAGGCUCAAAGAAUUAAACGAAGAAAAAUAAAGGUAAUUGUUGUUGCAAUAAGAGGAGAUGAAGAGAAAGCUAUUAGAAAAUUAAGAAAGAGUAAGGAAAAUGAAAGAAGAAUAAGCUCUAAAAUAAAAACAGUAGUAAUAAUAAUAAGAAGAAGAAUUAUAAAAAUAGAUGAAGUUAGCAGAGCAAUAAAAACAGAAAGCUGAUGGCUCUGAUAAAAAAGAAGAUAGUAAAUAAAGAUAAAUGGAUGCAAUAAAGAAAUAGCUUUAUGGCAAUUAAUAAGGAGAUAAUUAAAGCAAUAAAAAAAAUUAAUAUGUGGGUAUUAACUUAGAAUAAGAGCUUGGUUAUAACUAUGAAGAGGAAUAACAUGAAUAAGAAGAUUUUAUGAGUAAUUACACAAGCUAACAAGGAGGCUAAGGAAUCCAAAAUAAUUUAUUAUUAAUCAAUAACGAUAAUGAUGCUAUUUCUAAUAACAAAAAGAAUACAUAAGACAUUUAUAAUUAGCAGAUGAAUUACAACUCUUAGAAUAAAAAUUCAUCAUAAUCCCCUUCUUCUUCAAAAAACAAUAAUAAUUAAAUCAAUUCAAAUAAAUAAAAUAUUAAUUAUAAUGGAAUUAACGAAUUUUAAUUUCAAAAUGAAGAUGGUUAAAAUUUCGACAAUUAAAACUAAAAUCCAUACUAGAUAAACCCAAAGAAAUAUGAUGAAAAUGUUAGAAAAAACUUCUUUGAUGAUUUAUAACGUGAUUCUGCCUUAAAAAACCAAACAUUGUCAGAUGUUAAAAAACAAAAAUAAACAAUUAAAAAUCCAAAUUAAGAGGAUGAUGAAGACGAUUUUUAUUAGACAAAUGAAAACAAUAAAAGAAAUGGAAUUUAAAAAGAUAAGUUUGAAGAUCAGUUUGAUGAUUUAUAUAAGGAAAUACAUGAUUUAGACAUUGACACUCAAAAUAGUAGGGAAUAGCUUGAUGAUAACUAAAAGUAAAGAAAUUUAAAACAAAAUUAAUAAGAUGAUUUAAAUAAUAAUUUCGAUGGGACAGACUAUUCUUAAAGAAGAACACAAGCAUCACAACAACGUGCCCAAUUAAUAUAAAUGCUCAAACAAAAAAGAGACAAUGAUUUAUAAAAUUACUAAAGCAAUCAAUAGGUCUCAACAUAAAAUAAUGUUGGAUCUUAGCCAGUAUACGGAUAAUAAACAUCUGCAAAUUAAAAAACUAAUAUUUACUUAAAUAAUGCAACCUAGAAAAUAUCAAGAGAAGAUAGUUAUAAUGUUUCAAGAGAGUAAAAGGAAUCUGUAAAAUUUGCAGAAAUUGGUAAAGCCACAAUUCUUAAAAGACAAUUCUGA